CCGGGCACUUUUAGCCCCUUCCUGCCCAGGCCAAUUUUCAGCUUUCAGUGCUAUUGCACAUUGAAUAAUUGCGUGGUCAUGCAACACUGUACCCAUAUGACAUUUUGUUUCACACAAAUAGAGCAUUCUUUUGAUGGUAUUUAAUCAUCACUGGGUGUUUUUGCUAAACAAAGGAAAAAAGACAAAAAGUUUUGAAAAAAAAAAUGUUUUUCUUAGUUUCUAUUAUAAAAUUUUGCAAACAGUAUCUAAAAAAAAUAGUAAUGAAAAAAAAAGUUUACAAAAUUGAAGAAAACAUUUAUUUUUAUUUAUUUUUUAACAUAUUGACACC
Staurois parvus is the source of this 328-nucleotide messenger RNA. NCBI's taxonomy places the organism in Eukaryota, Metazoa, Chordata, Amphibia, Anura, Ranidae. The record is from the annotation of a GenBank genome assembly.